CACACGCAACGAGUUACGUCGUGGGCCGGUUCUGGGCCGUGGGUCGUCCGAUCCCACGACGCCUCAUUGGACACUAUUUGACACUCUUGACAUUCACCCAUCACAUAAUUAAAACAAAAUUAGUCUAAAUUAUACCUUUUAUUUACGUCUCCUUCAAGAAAAGCCAAAGCAACCUGCCACAAGUGUCCAACCCUUCGAGCCAUCAAGUCGUUUUGAGGUUAGAAUCGAUCGGCGCGUGAGUCCUGAUUUAGGGGGUUAAGUGUUGGUCGACUUAAAAAUUAAAGUGAGUGCUUCAUGGAAAAUAAAAAAAUGUCAGAAUCUGUCAACAUUUCUGGACCUCUAAUCGGUUCCAUCGACGAGGGAACAAGUAGUACUCGAUUUUUGGUUUUUGACGUCCUUCAGAGAAAAGUGGUGGCCUCUCAUCAGUUAGAAAUCAAGCAAUAUUAUCCACAAGAAGGAUGGGUAGAACAAGAUCCAAUGGAAUUACUCGGGGCUGUACUCGAAUGUAUAAAAAAGACAAUGGAGAAAAUGGAAAGUGUUGGACUAAAUAAAUCUGACAUAAAAGCCGUUGGCAUUACCAAUCAGCGAGAAACGACUCUCGUUUGGGAUAAAAAGACUGGAGAGCCUUUGUAUAAUGCAAUUGUUUGGCUCGAUAUGCGGACAACGACAACAAUGGAAAUCGUCCUCGACAAAAUUCCCAAUAAAACGAGGAAUAAAAAUUAUCUGAAACCGCUCUGUGGAUUACCGAUGUCGCCAUAUUUUAGUGCUUUAAAAAUUCGUUGGCUCAUUGAUAAUGUUCCAAAAAUUAGACAGGCUGUUCAGUCUGAAAAUUGUGCCUUUGGGACCGUCGAUACUUGGCUAAUAUGGAAUCUGACGCAGGGAAAAUUACACGCAACUGACGUAUCGAAUGCAUCGAGAACUAUGUUGAUGAACAUCGAAACUUUAAAAUGGGAUCCUCUUCUUUGUCAAUUUUUCGAAGUUCCCCAACACAUGCUGCCUGAAAUUCGUUCCAGUUCGGAGACUUACGGCACCAUUACGAACCCGGAAAUCCUCGCCGGAAUUCAAAUUACGGGGUGUGUCGGAGAUCAACAAGGAGCUCUUCUCGGCCAAUUGUGCCUAAAACCUGGCCAGGCGAAAGCGACUUACGGAACUGGUUGCUUUUUGUUGUACAAUACUGGCCACGUGAAAGUUGAUUCAACCCACGGACUAAUAACAACAGUGGCUUACAAAAUAGGCAAAUCAGCUGCAAUUUACGCUCUCGAGGGUUCGGUUGCUGUCGCAGGAGCUGCUUUGUCUUGGCUGAGAGACAAUAUGCAAAUGCUCUCACAUAUCACACAGUCUCAGACUUUGGCAGAACAAGUUCGGUGCUCUGGUGGCGUUUAUUUUGUGCCCGCUUUUUCCGGAUUGUAUGCACCCUAUUGGCAACAAGACGCAAGAGGAGUAAUUUGUGGAAUCACGGAAGACACACAACAGUAUCACAUUAUUCGAGCAGCUUUGGAAGCAGUCUGUUUCCAAACUCGUGAUAUUCUCGAAGCCAUGGCGAAAGAUUCGGGAACGACAAUGUCGUCUUUACAAGUUGACGGUGGAAUGACUGUUAAUAAUUUGCUGAUGCAAACACAGGCAGACAUCAUUGGAAUUACCGUCGUGAGGCCGAACAUGUUUGAAACGACGGCAUUGGGAGCGGCAAUAUUGGCUGGAAUCGGAGCCAAUCUUCUCGAAAUCACAGACAUUAAUGCGUCGCAAGUUACGAAAUUCAGUCCUCAAAUUGGAGAAAAUGAACGAGAUAUUCGAUACACAAAAUGGAAAAUGGCAGUCGAAAGGUCAUUGAACUGGGAUAAUUCAUCAGCUCCUACGUUUGAUAGUUAAGAAAGGGAUUUUAAAAAAUUUAUAAUCGUUUUGCUCUCUCCAAUUUUGUUUUUUGUUUGUUCUGUUUGUUUUUCAAUUCGGAAGAUGUCAUUUUAUCAUUAUCACAGUUUAGAUAAUUCACUCUAGAAUUUAGAGUUUGCUAUUUAGAAUUUAAAACUUGACAUUUUCCAAAAAUCCAAACAUGAUCAGAAAAUAUGGAUUGGAAUUUCGAAUCAUUCUAAAAUUCUCCUCUUUUUUUUUUUAAAUUAAAUUAAAUUAGCGCAAGUUCAGAAAUUUAGGUAGUAUCAAAAUGACGAAAAAAUUACUUUUAAUCGAGAUACUUAACUUUGAAUUUAAUUUUGGAAAUUAGGAAAAUGAUUUUCGGAAAAUUGUCGUAAUUUCCAAUUGCAGAUUUCGAAGCAUGAUUUAGGUUAUUUGAAAUAUAAAAAAGAAAACGUAAUGUAGAAAGGCUCAUGGCAUAUUUUUCUACAUUCCAGAGCUCGAAACGAAGAGUAGAUAUCAUUAAAUUAGGUAAUUAAAGUUUAAAUUAAAAAAUUGAAUUUAUUCAAUUUCGACAAUUAAUUAAUUGAAUUAGGCGAAGUAUUUAUUUAAGUAUUUUGUCUGCGAUGCACAUUCAUACGCUACAAUAAUAAUAAUUGAUUGCAGCGCAAAUAUUUUAUUGUUAUCCAAAAAAUGUAGGAAAUUUCCGAAAGUUUUGAGUAAGUGGAAGGAAAGAGUUUUUUUUUUUUUUUUUGUAAUUUAUAUUAUAUAAUAUGUGAUAUACCUGUGUACUUUACAAGUUUCCUUUCCGUGAAACAGCAUACAUGAUUUUCUUGAUUUGUACGUUGGGAAUCCGAAAUAUUUUGUGAAUACUCUGUUAAUUUGAUUUUGAAAAUUAAUUUGUCCUUUCAAUUCGAAUUUUAAUUAAUUUUUUGCAAUUUUAAUUCGAUGCGAAUCGUAGGCGUUUUUUUUUUAUUUUUAUUUCUUAUUCAACUUUCGGUCCAGAAAAGCUUUCUUUGGAUUCUUAUUAUAUUUUUGACUCAAUUUAUAUAAUUAUAUCAUUCGACAAUAUAUGUAUAAAAAUGUUGUUAAAAUGCAAUUUUAGACGAUUUUUUAUUGUUGAAGUCGUUGAAUUGCUUUGUUGAAAUGUGCGGGUGCGAAACGAAAGUGAACAAAAAAAAAUAAUAAUAAUAAACAUUUAUCGUGUUGAUUUAA
Belonocnema kinseyi is the source of this 3060-nucleotide messenger RNA. RefSeq names its product glycerol kinase (gene Gk1). Gene Ontology annotation, biological process: glycerol-3-phosphate biosynthetic process; glycerol metabolic process; triglyceride metabolic process. The transcript has 10 exons. Gene Ontology annotation, molecular function: glycerol kinase activity. The record is from RefSeq and is a predicted model, not a curated record. Gene Ontology annotation, cellular component: mitochondrion. Lineage: Eukaryota; Metazoa; Arthropoda; Insecta; Hymenoptera; Cynipidae. The coding region runs from base 295 to 1866 and encodes 523 amino acids.